Neopsephotus bourkii (Bourke's parrot) is the source of this 835-nucleotide messenger RNA. RefSeq names its product interleukin 23 subunit alpha (gene IL23A). Gene Ontology annotation, molecular function: cytokine activity. The transcript is spliced from 4 exons. The coding region runs from base 38 to 766 and encodes 242 amino acids. Gene Ontology annotation, biological process: positive regulation of T-helper 17 cell lineage commitment; immune response; positive regulation of T cell proliferation. The record is from RefSeq and is a predicted model, not a curated record. NCBI's taxonomy places the organism in Eukaryota, Metazoa, Chordata, Aves, Psittaciformes, Psittacidae. Gene Ontology annotation, cellular component: interleukin-23 complex; extracellular region.
ACUGCCCCGGGUUUUCCUGCCCGUCCGGUCCCGUCCCAUGGCAGCGAUGGGGCCGGGCCCGGAGGGCGCAGCCCGGGGACCCCGGCCCGGUAUCGGUUCUGCUUUCGGGGGAGGCGGCGAUUUCGCAGUAACGGGGGGCGGGUGCCACCUGCCCCGGGGAUUCCCCACCUGCCGCCGCCCCAUAAGAGCCCGGUGGUGGCGCCGGUGGCGGCACCGACCCGCGAUGGAGCCGCUCCGACGCCUCUGCCUCUGCCUCUGCCUCCCGCUGCUGCUGCCGCCGCCCGCGGCCCCAGCCCCGGUACCGGGCCCCGGCCCCAACUGGGCCGCCUGCAGGAGCCUCUCUCGGGAGCUGUCGGGGCUGGUGGCGACCCUCGAAGAGCCCCACGGGGUCCUGGAGGAAACGCACCUGAGCGAGGAGGACCCCAAGAAUUGGCCCCCCCGGAUCCGCUGCAGCGACGCCUGCGACCCCUCCAAUCUGGACACCAACAACACGCGCUGCCUGCACCGCAUCCUCCAGGGGCUGCAGCACUACCGGGACCUGCUGAGCUCCGACAUCUUCACCGCCCGCCGCCUGCCCCCGCUGGAGGCCGCGCUGGAGCAGCUCCUGGGGCUGGUGCAGGAGGAACCCGCCCGCCCGGCCCCGCGCCCCAUGGCCCGCAGCGAGCCCUGGGCUCAGCCGCUCCUGCAGCGCCUGGCGCUCCAGCGGCUCCAGUCCUUCAGCACCAUCAUGAGCCGCGUCUUCACCCACAGCGCCGAGCCCCGCUGAGCCCGGGACCCCCCCGCCUAUUUAUCCCCCUCCGGAGGGGUUAUUUAUGCGCCGUCGGGCGCUAUUUAU